Venustampulla echinocandica is the source of this 1080-nucleotide messenger RNA. RefSeq names its product Thioesterase ester dehydrase-isomerase. The transcript is spliced from 2 exons. The record is from RefSeq and is a predicted model, not a curated record. NCBI's taxonomy places the organism in Eukaryota, Fungi, Ascomycota, Leotiomycetes, Helotiales, Pleuroascaceae. Bases 1 to 1080 code for a protein of 359 amino acids.
AUGGCGUCCGCGACUCGUCUCCCAUUAAAGUCAAUUCUCCUUGCAACCUCACUCGUUCUUGGCGUCAGCGCAUCCCGCAUUCAACUGCGAUCUGCCGUCCUUAACACGCUCACCGGCCCAGGCAAAUACUCAAGAAUCGCUGUUAUACUAGUAAUCUUCGCAAACAUCAAGAAUGUCCCGUUUGUAUGGCAUUAUAGAGUAUGGUCCGCCAUCCUGCGCCACUGUCUCUUCAGCAAACCCCAAAUCCCCGCAGACCUAGCAACAUCGAGUCUCUUCCUCCCAGUGAUAUCGAGCUCCCGAUCUCCACUAUACGAAUCCGACUACAAUUUUCAUAAAUCCAACUCCACAUACUUCUCCGACCUGGAUGUUACCCGCUCACACCUGGUUUGCUGCCUACUGCAGCCGGGUAUCGAGCGCCUGCAACACAAUCUACGCACGAAGCUCGUAUUAGAUAAAGAGGGCAACGCCGUGUCGGGAAGAUGGGGCAUUAUGCUCGGCAGCGUGAUGUGCAGUUUCAAGAGGGAGAUUGGCAUGUACCAGAGUUAUGAGAUGUGGUCGCGGGUAUUGUGCUGGGAUCGCAAAUGGAUCUACAUCGUGACGCAUUUUGUGAAGAAGGGGACCUGCAAACCGACCGCCUAUAUACUUAAUGACGGAAGCUGGUUUGGGAAGAAGGGGUAUAAGAAGGUCAAGGGUGAUGGCAGGGUGAGAGACGCUGAGUUCGACGAGAAAGCUAUUUUCGCGAGCGCCGUUAGCAAGUAUGUUGUCAAAUUGGGGCGAUUGACAGUUCAUCCUGAGGUUCUUUUACAAGCUUCGGGAGUGUUGCCACCGAGACCUGGGGGAUGGGCGACCAUGAGUGGACCUUCUGGGGAAUCGACGCCUGAAAUUGUUGAAGUUGAAACCAACGGAACUGCGGAAGUUGGUGAGGCGACCGAGGACAGCGACUGGAAGAAGGUUGAGGCGGAGAACAAGAAGGGGCUCAAGUUUGCGGAGCAUUUUGCUGCGAUGGAUGCUUUGCAUCAUGAGUUUUCCGGAAGUCAAGGACCGGCUUUGGGAAGAUAUACUACGGGACUUCUAUGGUAG